Sceloporus undulatus (fence lizard) is the source of this 4889-nucleotide messenger RNA. RefSeq names its product unc-119 lipid binding chaperone (gene UNC119). Lineage: Eukaryota; Metazoa; Chordata; Lepidosauria; Squamata; Phrynosomatidae. Gene Ontology annotation, cellular component: centrosome; spindle pole; intercellular bridge. The transcript is spliced from 5 exons. Gene Ontology annotation, biological process: nervous system development; positive regulation of protein tyrosine kinase activity; lipoprotein transport. Gene Ontology annotation, molecular function: lipid binding. Bases 1332 to 2309 code for a protein of 325 amino acids. The record is from RefSeq and is a predicted model, not a curated record.
UUUUGUUCUAACUGGAACUACUACUUUGGUCAUUGCAACGGGUUGAACUGAAGUUUUAAGGCUAGAAAUCUGGGGACUGGAGGCAUAGGUCACUUGCAGGAUUAUUAUGUUGGGGUGCUAAAGAAUAGCCCCACAAGAGCUUUUAUGGGGUUUUCUGGGGCUGAGAGAGUGUAACUUGGCCCAGGUCACCGAGUGGGUUCCCUGACUGAGCAGAGAUUUGAAAUCAGAGUCACAGUCCAACCCCAUUCAAACCAUGACACCACACUGGGAUCUGGAUUAGUGUCACAUCAGAGGCACUCUGCACAUGCCCAAUGUGCUCUUGGCACUUUCCCAAGACCCCCUUGCUCUUGAAAGACAAAGGAUGAGGAGACCCCAAAGCCCCUUAUCCCAGCCUGGCAAGAGCCUGGCGCUCUGGGCGGAAGCCCCCUUUCCUUGCAUUCAGUGGGGCCCAAAGAGGGACCCCUUGGAAAGUCCCCAGGAGCCUCUUCUGCCUUUCCCCCCCAGCUUCUAUUUUAUGGGGUUGUUUUGGAAGGAAAGGGGAGGAUGCAUUGGUGCUUUGGACUUCUUGAAAUCUACCCAGGCCCACUUUCCCUAGACCUCCAGGUCUGCACUCUGCACAUGCCCAGGGCUUGUCCUGACACCUCUCCAGAAAAAAACAAAGCCAAAUCUUUCUACUUCCUUUUAAAAAGACAAAGGAGGAUGAACCUUCCAAGCACCCUCAGCCUGGCCAGGAGUCUGGUACUCUGCCUGUGCCCAGGGCCCCUCUUGGCCCCUUCCCAAUGCCCCUUCUUCUCCCAGCCUGGCCAAGGGUCUGGCACGCUGCCUGUGCCCAAAGCCCCUCUUGAUCCCUUCCCAAGCCCACUUUCCCUACAACUUCAGACAUGGCAAAAGGGUCUGGCACUCUGCCUGUGCCCAGGGUUGGUCUUGGUUCCCUCUCAAUGCCCCUUCUCCCAGUCUGGUUAGGGGUCUGGCACUCUGCAUGUGCCCAGAGGUCCCCUUGACACCAUCCCAAGCCCACUUUCCCUAAACCCACAGACAUGGCCAGGGGCCUGGCACUCUGCAUGUGUCCAUGACCCCUCUUGGCCCCUUCCCAAUGCUCCUUCUCCCAGCCUGGCCAGGGGUCUGGCACUCUGCACGUGCCCAGAGGUCCCCUUGACCCCUUCCCAAGCCCACUUUCCCUAAACCUCCAGACAUGGCAAAGGGGUCUGGCACUCUGCAUGUGCCCAGAGGUCCCCUUGACACCAUCCCAAGCCCACUUUCCCUAAACCUCCAAAUAUGGCCAGGGGCCUGGCACUCUGCCUGUGCCCAGGGUUGGCCUUGGCCCCUUCCCAAUGCCCCUUCUCCUGCCAGCCUGGCCAGGGUCUGCCUGUGCCCAGAGGAGGAGGAGGAGGAGGAGGAAGCCUCCAAGGCCCUUCCCCUCCCAGCCUGGGCACCUGGCACUCUGCCCAUGCCCAGGGGCCUGCCUGCUGCUGCUGCUGCUGCUGAGGCUGCUGCUCCUCCCAUCCGGGGCGGAGGCGGGGCCGGCCAGCAGAGGCCCCGGGACGGGAGCCUCCUCCUCCUGCUCUCCUUCUCCUUCUUGCCGGAGGAGCAGGACCAGAGGAGCCAUGAAGGUGAAGAAGAGCGGCAGCGCUGCAGGAGCAGCAGCAUCCUCUGCAGCAUCCUCUGCAUCAGCAUCAGCAGCAGCAGCAUCGUCGGCUGCAUCCUCCUCCUCCUCCUCGCUGCCUGGCAACAGCCCCGAAGCAGCCCUGCUGGACCAAGGCGCCAUCGGCCCCGAGGAUGUGCUGGGGCUGCCCAAGAUCACCUCGGAUUACCUAUGCACCCCGGAGGAGAACAUCUACAAGAUAGACUUCACCCGCUUCAAGAUCCGCGACAUGGAGUCCGGCACCAUCCUCUUCGAAAUCACCAAACCCCCAGCUUCCGAGCGCGAACACAGCGACAAGAAGGAUAUUGACCCCAACGCCGGCCGAUUCGUCCGCUAUCAGUUCACGCCGGCAUUUCUUCGGCUGCGGCAGGUUGGAGCCACGGUGGAGUUUACGGUGGGAGACAAACCCAUCAACAACUUCCGCAUGAUCGAGCGCCACUACUUCCGGGACCAGCUCCUGAAGAGCUUCGACUUCGAAUUUGGCUUCUGCAUCCCAAGCAGCAAGAACACCUGCGAACACAUCUAUGAGUUCCCACAGCUCUCUGAAGACCUCAUCCAGGAGAUGAUCCUCCAUCCCUACGAGACGCAGUCGGACAGUUUCUACUUUGUGGACAACAAACUGGUCAUGCACAACAAGGCCGACUAUUCCUACAGCGGGGGUCCGUGACCUGCGGCGCCCGCCUUUCCUCUUCCCUGUAGGAACGGGUUUUGGGCUUUUGACGGACGGCGUUGGCACAGAGAGAGAGAGCUGGGCACCGAGGGCUCUGCCGCCGCGAAGGACUGGCGUUUUGUGACUCAGAUAGUAGCUGCAGUCUUUACUCUUAAUCUCCCCUGAGCUUUUGAGGAAACCUCCAAAUCGCACCCAGACGCCAUUUUGUCCCAUCAGAACCAGCCGCCGCACCAAGAACCCAGUCUUUUAGUGGCCGAUCUUUGGACAGAAUAGCACUGUGUAGUAAACCCUGAGAGACAUAAGAUCUAUUUUCCAACCUGGCUGUGGGGAGUCCCUCUCUCUCAACCUCCCUCUUUUCAGAUCCGUGGGAUUGUCGUUGCUAAGGACCCCGUUUUCGCUCCUCUGCCUCCCACAAAGACAUGGCUGUUGGGUACAAUUUGGGCAAAAGGCUUCACCCGAACUGCCGAGACCAGCGCCCCUUUUAGUGGAUUUUAGGGUCCUCCUCGGGGUAGAGACUUGGCAUUCUGUUUGGUUUGCUCUUUUACCAGUAGCGUCCGACGUUCGUUCGGGGAAGCAAAGCACAUGGAUAAUAGUAAAAUUACAACUCUUACCAUAUUUUAGGGGGUUAAGCGGCGGUGCGGAGACGCGGCAGGUACCCAAAUACCGACAAAACGCCGGAAUCCACUAGAUCUCCCACCGCUUGGGUUCCUUGGAAAUGGGAGGAUGCGAAUCCGUAACGGUUUCUGUUGAUGUGAGAAAAAGGAUGGAGGUUGGGGUUAUGGGAGGACCCUCUCCUGUUGUCGUUGUAUCAGUUGUCACACUGUCGUUGUCGUCCUCUGAACAUAAGCACAUCCUAAGAGCUGCCCGAUAAGGCAAUGCGUUCUCAUUGUGUGUCGUUUUGUGAUGUUUGCGCUCGGCCAAACAGCCGUCUCUGGUUGCAUCUUGGUUGUGUACAAGACCGUCUGAGAUGCUGUUAAAUGAAAACAUUUUCCCGCCUUUUACAGAGCGCAUGUUGCACAUUGCACAUUCUAUCAAUCCUGGAAGAUCUAGCAGCAAAAGGGGAACCUUCCUGGAUUUGCAAUGCGCUUUCCAUGGACGGUUCUCCAUUGCUUUUCAUACAGCUCCUGUUUAGCAGCGCAACCUCAAAUGGAUCCUUUCUGCCCAGCAUUUGACUUCUCCAUAGAAAGCGAUAGCCAUGACCAAAACCCUUCUAGGUUUUCUGCACAUCGUCUGUCUUGUGAAGGGUUAGGGUUAAGGAAAAGGGAUUCCCCCCACUUCUGUGUCUGUCUCAUGUUUUGGAAGAAGCCUCUCUUUUGUGUGUGCCUCUGUGUGUGUGUUUGGCCUGGUGUCUGUGAAUGACCCAUAAAAACAGAGGUCCAUCCUUCAGAAGCACAUGGACUUGGGUCAUUCAUUAGUCCUAAAUGAACCUAUUGCUUUUCGGUAGACCAGAUUCGCCCCUCCCCCAGCCAUCCCUAUGUGUUUCAUUUCCAUUUUGUCCGAAGUCCGUACAGAUACGUAAAAACAGCGACGCUAGGACAAGCAAUGAUAACACAUAAUCCUUUAUUCCACAAUCGUCUUCCCUGGCCUUUGCAGAAGUCUUGGACUACACCUCCCACCAUCCCCAGCUGGCGUGUCGAUAAUGUAAAAGCACAAUGCAAGGGGAUCAAAAGAUCCAUUCGCAACAAAACAAUCUCUUUUCCGUACCUCCGGUUUCCUUGCGGCCAAACGCAAAAGCGAAGCGUUUUUCGUGUGCACAAGUGGCGCACAUUCUGCAAGUGCACCAUCCGUUCUUUGAGAUCUGAAAAGGCCCAGAUAUUUUGUGAUAGCUCUGUAUGGUUUUGUUGUCACGGCUUAUUUUUAUAACGAUGCGCAGAUGGGGCCGGCCGCAUGGCAGAUGGCGCAAUGUGUUCGUCGGCGGGUGAAAACAUGUUUACAUUUGGCACAUUUUGUUCUUGGUUUUCCCCUUCUGUCUGAAAAGGAGGCUAAUAAACACUUGAUUUUGGGGGGGAUCCGUUUUCGGCAGCGGCGCAUAAAAACAAAUAAAAGAGCACAGACUGUAUGGUGGUUUUAAGACAUGGUGGCUUCCUCUGUUCCCAUGCGCUCACCUAUGUACUGUGUUUUCCUGGAAGCUAAGCAGGGCCAGCCCUGGUUAAUUCUUGGGUGGGAGACCGUCCGCAAAUCUCAGGAGGUGAUAUUUCAGAGGGACAAACUGGAUUCCUAAGGAAACCCUCCAAAGAUUCAUGUGCUUCAGUUGGGUUACAGAUCCCAUCAUCCAUGGCCAAGGGUCACACUGCCUCAGGAUGCUGGGAGUUGGAGUCCCAAUCCCAUUUUGGAAGGUUGAAAAAUAAGACAAGGUUGCCCACUUGGUUGUAUGGUUGUUCCUGGCAAGAUGCUCCUUUUUUGAGGAUGACGGAGCCUGAGAUGAUCCCAAUCCCAGGGGCCAUGGUGGUCGGUGGAUGGUGGGAGCCGCAGUCCAAAAAGUCAUUUUCUCCUUUUAGGUGUGAAGAGGAAUAUGAUGCUUUCUGAGCUUUCCAGAGCCAUAUAAUGAAUAGUAAAAGGUGAAUUGAGAAACACACA